Molecule: messenger RNA, 1245 nt
Organism: Toxoplasma gondii ME49
Lineage: Eukaryota; Apicomplexa; Conoidasida; Eucoccidiorida; Sarcocystidae
Product: peptidyl-prolyl cis-trans isomerase E, putative
Exons: 5
Coding region: 650-1087 (145 amino acids)
Molecular function (GO): RNA binding
Source: RefSeq, a predicted model, not a curated record
GCAAAAUCCUGUUUUAGGACACACAGUGAAUACCCCUGAAGCUUUUGAUUUUCGUUCCCGCAUCAUUAUUCGUGACUUCUACAAAAUCUAGGUGAACGCUGCAUACGCCGUGGACAUUUAAAAGCGGGAACGAAUGCUGCCUGGUGCCGGUUUUCCCGCGCAUGCGUGGUGACAGCUGCUUCGUAUUGAACAACAGAAACAAAGGCAAUUUCGACGAAUCGGAACAAUCGUGAAACUGUGCCUCGAGCUCUUUUUUAUGCAAAAGGCUUUCUUUGUGUCAAAGACUGGCUCUGAACUUCGCAUAUGGGGAGGGAACUUCCUGCUUGGCGGCGGCGGACCAGUGUCAGAGCGAUACUGAAACGGUCUCUAUUGGUUGAUUGUUGUUGAAUCUUACGGCAUUUCGCCAGAUAACCUUUUUCGUUUUCUUCAAAUCGCUGCAGGAAGUGGCAGUAGGACAAAGCCAUCAAAGUGUCAAGACACUGCAAGCAACGCACUUGCAGACUUGUGGCGAGCAGUGAUUCUCAAGGCGGUGACACUUAAACUCCAAGACUGUCUGGUAAUCUCAUUUUUCCAUGUAUUUAAAUUCACAGCACUUCGUGCGGAGCUUUUCUUCUUGCUUUGGGCGUCUUCUAGAGCUUUAUCCGUCACAAUGCUGCCGGUUCAAGGGCAGACGAGUCUGUUGGCGAACACUGGGGAAGAGAGACUGAAGCGGACAUUGUACGUCGGAGGCUUGGCCGAGCAGGUUGAGGAGGAGGUGCUUCGGGCAGCCUUUUUACCAUUCGGCGACAUUAAACAGCUGGAAAUUCCAAAGGACAAAACCACAGGCCUUCACCGGGGCUUCGGGUUUGUCGAAUUCGAGGAGGAAGACGAUGCCAAGGAGGCGAUGGAAAACAUGGACAACGCUGAGCUGUACGGUCGUACGCUUCGGGUUAACUUAUCUCGCUCUGGAGGCUUCGCUCCGGGAUCUCGAAAUAAAGCGAUCUGGAGCGAUGACUUUUUCUUUCGCCAAGAGAUGAAGAAGAAAGGCAUGGACAUUAGUGAAGAUAUGGGCGACGUAGCGGAGCCCGCUGCCCCAGAGAAACAAUGAGAACGCGGCGUCGCCGUGUAGCCACUUCUUUAUCCUAGCUGGGAUGUGAAGAGACUCCAAUUUCUCAGAUAAACUGUACUGUAAGACAACACAAGUUGGGUGAAUCGUCUGAAAGAGGUACAACUGUACACGCACUCGUGUCUGUAAACCUUUACCUU